This is a messenger RNA of Anopheles coluzzii, 2460 nucleotides long. RefSeq names its product TWiK family of potassium channels protein 18. The record is from RefSeq and is a predicted model, not a curated record. Gene Ontology annotation, molecular function: potassium ion leak channel activity. Gene Ontology annotation, biological process: potassium ion transmembrane transport; stabilization of membrane potential. The coding region runs from base 1143 to 2192 and encodes 349 amino acids. Gene Ontology annotation, cellular component: membrane. NCBI's taxonomy places the organism in Eukaryota, Metazoa, Arthropoda, Insecta, Diptera, Culicidae. The transcript has 2 exons.
UGUUCAGGCGUGGCAAACUAGCAAUACGCCCUGUCAGACGCUGUAUCGAUCAGACAUCGGUCACCAGUCGCACCCUUCUGUGGACCGUUUCAUGCACAUCGCCGACUGAAAAUUGUCCAGCGCCUCCCCCCACCUGGGAUCACCUUUGGGAAUCACUGAAUCUAAAGGGAAGGUGUUUUCGAGGGCAAAUUUUAAACAAAUCAUUAAUUACGUCGGCCCCGCGCGCGCUCUUCGGGAUCGCUGUGCCGGUUGUCGUGUUGGUAAACCCAUCCGCCCGCCCCAUUCACACGUGACUGUGUGAUAGCAGGGGCGGAUGAAGAGGGAGAGAAGCGACACGUGGGGUGUGUGAAUUGAUGGGAUGGAGGAGGAAAAAAAAUGGUAAACAUGCAUCCGUUCCAAAAAAGAAAAGCGGCGCGAUAUGUACAUAUUUCCCCGACGCGAACGAAACCCAUCGAAACCCAUUAAAUAGCCGACUCGCCGAACACUCAUCGCGGAUCAACGGAGUCUGCGAUGCACACACACACACAUGUACACACACACAUACGCAGACCAUGGUCAAGCAAAUGGACGGAAUAAAAUAUGCGCGUUGAUGAGGUGCAGUAGGAACGGAGCGGAAUAGGGAGCGAAGAGGGGAGGAAGGGAUGCAAGCGGGGGUUUGGGUUUGGGGUGUGCGCGUGAGACCGAUCGAAGUUUAAAAUUAGUUCUUGUUUUGCCGUCUAAAUUUACUCAGCAUUAAAAACAGAAGGAGAGCGCUCGGCGUACCGUACACACCGCAGCAACGGGGCGGUCGGCGGUCUAAGUGUGUGCGCGCGUGUGUGUGUGUGUGUACACUCUUUCACAACAGACAGCUCUCCUGUGACGGGUCCAGUUGCGAGGGAGCAGAGGAAGAAGAAUAAGGCGCCAUUGUGCUAACAAUCUUCCCUUAAAAGAACGCCAUUAUCGCCAUCUCGAACAAGGCGACGCCCGCUGUGCCGUGUGCCCUGCGCGUGAGAAAGAGAGCCAACAAAAAAAAAAUAUAUAUAUAUACGGAAUCCCUCUGGUUCCGCACGCCUUUGCUUUGGGUGUAUGUGUUCGUGUCGUGGGUGUGCGUUGACGGGUUUUCUUCAGCUCAGCGUUGUGUCCAGCAGCAGCACUGCCCCACCAUGAUCCGGCAGCGCUCGUCCGUGCGGAGCCGCGGCUCGUCCUCGACCACGAUCAGCGAUCCGCGGGAGAAGGUAAAGGACUGCUGCCGCAAGUUCGUCGCGUUCAUGUGCACCCAGGUCGGGGUGGGCGGGCUGAUCGUCGCGUACGCGCUGGUCGGCGCGGCCAGCUUCAUGUCGAUCGAGACGCAGGAGCCGAACCCGCUGAUCGAGCACGUCGUCACGCUCCGGCGGAACUGUGCGGCCGAGCUGUGGGACGUGACCGAGCAGCUCAACCUGUUCAACAGCUCGAUCUGGCACUACGAGGCCGACCUGGUGCUGAAGCGCUAUCAGGACGACUUUGCGGAGGCGAUCCGGCGCGGCUACGAUGGCCGCUCGCCGGAGGAGGUAUGGAACUUUCCGGCCGCCCUGAUGUUCUGCCUGGCCGUCUUUACGAUGAUCGGGUACGGCAACAUGGUGCCGCGGACGGCGUGGGGCAAGGGUGCGACCGUCAUCUACGCGACGUUCGGCAUCCCGCUCUACAUACUGUACUUCAUGAACAUGGGCAAGGUGCUGGCGUCCACGUUCAAGUGGCUGUACACCUGGUUCCACGAGUGCAGCCACCGGAGCGACGAGGACGGCGGGCUCGCGCUGGAGGAGGGCCCGGGCGGGCUGGCGCCCCGCAAGCGCAUCAUCGUGCCGACGACCGCCUGCCUGUGGGUGAUCACGAUCUACAUCGCGACCGGCACGAUCAUGUUCGCCGAGUGGGAGAAGUGGACGUACCUCGACUCGGCCUACUUCUGCGUGACCAGCCUGUGCAAGAUCGGCAUCGGCGACCUGGUGCCGGGCGCGAACAUACUCGACUCGCAGAGCGGCAAACCGACCAAGCUGGUGAUCAACUUCGUCUACAUGCUGCUCGGCAUGGGCCUGGUCGCGAUGUGCUACAUCCUGAUGCGGGAGGAGGUGCGCAUCAAGAUGCAGGAGAUCAAGGAGGACACGCGCCUCUGCCUCGAGGAUCUCAGCUCCAAGUUUGCCAAGUGCUGCGGCACCAAGGACUCGCAGUACUAUGACUAAGCGACCAAUUCCAUACCCGGUUUUUUUUUUGGGGGAAGAAGAAGAAGAAAAGGAACAAGAAGAAGGUGAGACGCCGGUAUCUAGCCUUCGCCUAGCCGUAAACGCUCAUGUAUUAGUAGUGUAACAGCAUUAUCAGAAUUAUCAACACAAAAUGCCAUCGAAGCAAACCAUUGUACCAUACCAGUGAACGUGAAGAUGAGCGGAGUGGUCGUCUCAGUGGUUCACGAUCGAAAAAUGUAACAAAUAAUAAAAUGAAUACUUCAAUCAA